CCGAGAUGGGUCUCCUACGGCUUGCAGGGCGAGUUCUCGCUGUUGGAAUUCUCGGCUGGUCCGUCGUCCUCUGCGGUGUCUUCUAUUUUGGUUAUAGGACAACCAAACGGAAAUACAAAGUACUCGCACGUUCACCGCUAUCAUCACUCCCGAGGGAGCGUGUACCCGGCGUAACACUCAUACGUCCACUCAAGGGUCUUGAUCCAAAUCUAUACGCAAAUCUAGAAAGCGGAUUUCAACAAGAUUACUCUAAUUUGGAAAUUAUAUUCGCAGUUGCUUCAGAUAGUGAUCCUUCUAUAGAAAUAGCUGAGAAGUUAAUAUCGAAAUACCCAGAUGUACCAUCACGCAUUUUAGUUGGUGAGACUCUCAGCGGCGUUAAUCCGAAAGUCAAUAACCUGAUCAAGGCAUUCUAUGGUGCACACAAUGAUAUCCUCUGGAUUGUUGAUAGUAACGUACAACUUAAUAGUGGAGUCUGUGCACGCUCAGUCGAUGCUCUCCAACGUCCUUCAAGGCGUGGUAAACGUGUUGGACUAGUACACCACAUACCAAUGGCUGUACAUCCUUCUUUAGAUAUUGGUGCCCAAGUCGAGCGCGUUUUCGUGAAUACUGUGCACUUCAAGAUGUAUACAGCUAUAAACGAGCUCGCUAUCGACAGCUGCGUUAUGGGUAAGAGUAAUAUGUAUAGACGUAGCGACGUCGAGAGACUCGAAGUACCAAGUAAGACAAGCAAGUCCGUUCAGGAACCUCAAGGCAGCAUAGAGGCAUUCUCAAGGUAUCUUGCUGAAGAUAACAUGAUAGCACGUGCAAUAUGGCAUGAUUUGGGUCUCGAUCAUGCUAUCACUGACGACAUCGUCGGUACAAACCUCGGUGAUAUGUCUUUAAGACAAUACAUAGAUAGACGUGUCCGUUGGAUUAGAGUGAGGAAGUACAUGGUAUGGCUCGCAACCAUCUUAGAACCAUUAACUGAGAGUGUUACACUCAUCCCACUCAUUAUAUGGUCCUUGAAGAACCUCACUGGAGCGAGAUACCUAGAAUUACUUGCUUUCCCGCUAUUUGCUGGAUGGCUAGGUGUCGAUUUGGCUAUCAUAAAUACCUAUAAAUAUGCCUCACCUCAUUAUAUCUCACCAAUUGGUAAUUCUUUACCACAAUUUAUCGCUUUUUGGUGCUUAAGAGAGCUACUGGCUUUCCCAAUCUACCUCAUGGGUGUAUUCGGAAGCAACGUCGGUUGGAGAAGCGGUAAAUACAAAAUGAUCGCUCAAGGAGAGGCUAUACCUCAAGGAUCAUCAGUAUGAACAAUUUCGAAAAUAAACUUUUCUUGUAGAAUUAUAUAUGUUUUUAAAGUA
Messenger RNA from Wallemia mellicola CBS 633.66, 1343 nucleotides. RefSeq lists its product as hypothetical. Gene Ontology annotation, molecular function: ceramide glucosyltransferase activity. Gene Ontology annotation, biological process: glucosylceramide biosynthetic process. The coding region runs from base 6 to 1292 and encodes 428 amino acids. Gene Ontology annotation, cellular component: membrane. The record is from RefSeq and is a predicted model, not a curated record. The transcript is spliced from 3 exons. NCBI's taxonomy places the organism in Eukaryota, Fungi, Basidiomycota, Wallemiomycetes, Wallemiales, Wallemiaceae.